Molecule: messenger RNA, 1767 nt
Organism: Brachypodium distachyon (stiff brome)
Lineage: Eukaryota; Viridiplantae; Streptophyta; Magnoliopsida; Poales; Poaceae
Product: putative methyltransferase C9orf114
Exons: 10
Coding region: 88-1176 (362 amino acids)
Source: RefSeq, a predicted model, not a curated record
UCUUCCUCGCGCUGAAACCUAUUCCUGAAGGCCAAAAGCGCAAAACCCUUCCCUCAACCCCAGCCGGCCGCCGCCGCCGCCGCCGCCAUGAAUCCGGCAUGCGCCGAGGCCGCCGACGCUAGGAAAUCCCACCACAAGAAGGACAAAAAGGAAAAGAAAAAGAAGCGCAAGGAUGCCACGGAUCAUCACGGCGGCGAGAACGCGAUGGCUGAGGAAGAAACCGUCCAUAAGAAGAAGAAGCGGAACAAGGAUACGGAGGAGGGGAAGAAGACGGAUCAAAAUCGGAAACCAACGGUGAGCAUCGCCGUCGCCGGCUCCAUCAUCGACAACGCCCAGUCCCUCGAGCUCGCCACCCUCCUGGCUGGUCAGAUAGCCCGCGCGGCAACUGUCUUCCGUAUCGACGAGAUCGUUGUCUUCGAUAGCUGUCCACCGGUGGAGAAUGCCAGUGGUGCCGAAGCUGAAGAGGAGAGUGGUGCACAGUUCCUUAUUCGGAUACUGCAAUAUUUGGAGACACCCCAGUACCUACGCCGCCGCCUCUUCCCAAUGCACAAGAACUUUAAAUUUGUGGGGUUGCUUCCGCCACUGGAUGCGCCACACCAUGUGCGCAGGCAUGAGUGGUCUGAAUUUCGGGAAGGUGUAACAUUAGGUGGAGAUCGUUCUAAGGGGACACUUGUUGAUGUCGGAUUAAGCAAGGACAUUCUGGUUGAGCAAAUCCUAGAACCAGGGAAAAGAGUAACUGUAGCCAUGGGAACCAACCGAGAUAUUACAACAGCUUGUGUAAGGAAAGUUGUUCCGCCAUCCUCACCUAGCGAUGAAAUGGGGUCAUAUUGGGGCUAUAAAGUCCGAUAUGCUUCAAAUUUAAGUGGUGUUUUUAAUGGUUCACCAUACAAGGAAGGAUAUGAUCAUAUCAUUGGCACUUCAGAACAUGGCGAAGCCAUUGGUUCAUCUGAGCUCACCUUACCUGCUUUUAGGCACCUUUUAAUUGCAUUCGGUGGACUGGCUGGUCUGGAAGAAAGCAUUGAAGAAGACAUAAAUCUGAAGGGUAAAGGUGCAAAAGAUGUAUUCACUUCUUAUUUAAAUACGUGUCCCAACCAAGGUAGCAGAACAAUAAGGACAGAGGAGGCACUUCUCAUAUCCCUUCAAUACUUCCAAGACCCCAUUCGGCGAGCAGGAUAGCAAAUGACAAGGUUGUAUACAGGUAUCUGCAAAUCCAACAUUGCACUUAAGAAAGGAAGCAUGCUGGGGAAUUGGAAUGCGAUUGGCGGAUUUUACCUGAUGGAUCUGUUAAAAAUAUGCAUAUGAGGUACUCGAUUGUCCUGUGAAGAGGUUGUCAGCUGUCCGGAAUAUUUUGUCACUCUUUGUUGUGGCUGCAGUGACCAAGGACUAGCUUCGGACUGCAAGGGCUGAGGUUGUUGUUACCCAUUUCCGUCCGGCCAGUGUUUUUCCUUGGGCAUGUGUUAUCAUUGUUGCAUAUACCGUAAUGAGGGUUGUUGUAGAACCCUGGGAAUAGACAUGGAAUGCUGGCCGGUCAUGUGUUCUUGGAGAUUUUUUUCUCCAUCGAUGAAAUGAAUUCACCUGCUGAAUUGGACAUGAUGGCGCGAUGUAACCUGGAUUUAUUUUUGGUAGGCGACAACAGGUUUUUCUUCAGUUCAAGCUUACGUGGUUUGCUACAGCACUAGUAUUGUUGAAGUACUGUAAUUUAGUGCCAUGUUAUGUGUAUGUUAAACCUGAAUAUAAUUUUAAUUAACUCCCGAAGCUCGGAAAAAA